AAUUGUCUACCAGUCCUGUCUUAUUAUAUAUAAUAUAAGAAUUCUUCUUACUUUUAUUGAACUUAUUAAUUAUUUCGAAUUUCUAAUUAACGAGAUAGUUAAAAGUAAAAUAAAAGGAAUAGAAUUGGAUAUUUAUCUUUUAAUUAUAUUCGUGGAUUGUAAAAGACUGUUAAAACGUUAUUGAAGAGAUUGGAAUAUUACUGAGGCGCCCUUGAUGUUCCAUCAAAAUGUCUGAUAAUAACGGAUAUCUCAUUCCAGGAAAAAAUAUUCCAUUAGAAUAUACAGGAGGCGAAAAUUUUUACAAUAAUGAAAAGCAUGAAGAAGUAGCAAAGAUCUUUGAUACGGUCAUCUAUUCUUUGGGAUCGGUGGAAAGUUCUCUAGAGAAACAGGUUCGAGAUAGUUGCCUUGAACUUAAAAAAUUAAGAAAUUCGAUUGAUGAGCUAAGAAACAUCAUCUUAGGUCAGAAGAAUUGUGAAAGUAGAAGUUUUCUCAAACGUGAUAUUAAAUUUUCGAAUGAUAAGAGUGAAAGUUCAACAACCUUCAACUGCCGUUGUAAGGAUCGACCGAUCAGUCUUCCGAAGUGGAAUCCAAAGUUUAAAUACGACGGAAAUCCAAGGACCUAUCACGACUUUAUUGAAACUCAUAAAAUGAUAGUAAACGCUGGAAAUUACUAUGAUUGGCAAAAAUUAGACAUGCUGCUUGACUCUUGCAAAGGAGAGGCUCUGGAUCUUAUUUCAAGGUGUUAUAUGUCUGGUCCAAAAGGCUAUGAGGCCGCUCUGGAGAUCCUAGAGCGAAUGGGUGGCAGUAAAGUAUCGAAACAGGUAUCCUUAUACAUCGAACUCGCUGAGAUGCCACCAGUCGAUAAAAGAGACUUGAGAACCCUUACGAAUCUUCGAAAUUUGGCUAAUCAUGCUUUCACUAUGCACAAAAUUUACGGUGAUCCUCCUGUAGAUUCUCUCGUUAGAUUUAAAGGUCUCCUUAUCGAGAAAAAGUUGAACGAACAACUCAGAGAAGACUGGAAAAAUUUUGGAAUAGAAGACAAUGCUCCUGAAAAAACAAAGUUCGAACGCCUUGUCGAAUUCUUAUUUAUAACUGUAGAGAAGUCGAAAAAGGAGUAUGAGAGAAAACUAAAUGAGAACUAACAUUCCUUCUUUCUUGUACGAAAGACAAAAAGGAAAAACAGAUUUAUCUCAAUAAAUGUAUUUGAAAAACAAACUUAUUAAGUGUCUAUAUAUAAAACGAAAGAAACUUGAUAAGUGUGCUACAGCUUUAGAAAACUGGUGAAAUGUAAGAUUUACUUUGUAUAAUAUGACACAACUGUCAAGUAGUACUACACGUACCUUUUACAUAAUUAGAAUAUAAA
Molecule: messenger RNA, 1363 nt
Organism: Dimorphilus gyrociliatus
Lineage: Eukaryota; Metazoa; Annelida; Polychaeta; Dinophilidae
Source: the annotation of a GenBank genome assembly